GCGCGCCAAUGGUGGCGGAGCGCUGAGGGCGGCGCGGAGGCCGCGGCCGGGCCGGGCCGUGUGAGGGGACCCGGAGGGCUCUCCGCCGUCCCCGUCCCCUCGGCAGCGCUUCCCUGCGGGAACCCCCGGGCAUGGAGCUCGCCGGCCCUCCCGUGAGGGAGCUGAGGUUUGAUUUUGAGCAGAUGGCAUCCCUCAGCGGCGAGGAUGCGUCUCAGCAUUGCGAGGGGCUCUCCCUGGCCGAUCUGGAGAGCCUGCACAACUUGCGCAGCCGCUCGGCCAGCAUCAGCAGCACAGGCUCCAGCGGCCGCCUGCAGCUCCGGCAGAGAGUAGCCCACCUCAUGGCGUGCGUGGAGGACGUCAGCUCGGAUGAUGAGAUCCACGAGGAAGUGUCCCGCACCCUGGACGAAGCUUUCCUCAUCUGCGGGAAAAAGCUGAAGGAUAAGUGGCAAGAGUUCAGACUACACUUAGUUACCUGGAAUGUGGGCACAGCCUCUCCACCUCCUGAUGUCACUAGUUUACUUCAGCUCAAUUCACAGGGCCCGACUAUGGAUAUGUAUGUUAUAGGCUUACAGGAGGUGAACUCAAAAAUCACGAAUUUUCUGUCUGACUUGGCAUUUGAUGAUCCGUGGAGCAUUUUUUUCAUGACUGUGUUGUCUCCCUUGGGAUACAUCAAGCUCUCCUCCGUUCGCAUGCAGGGGUUGCUGCUGCUGAUCUUUGUGAAGCACAUCCACCUCCCCUUCCUCCGGGACAUCCACACCCAGUUCACACGCACCGGCCUCUACGGAUACUGGGGGAACAAAGGAGGAGUCAGCAUUCGCAUGUCCCUCUAUGGUCACACGGUCUGCUUCAUGAACUGCCACUUGCCAGCCCACAUGGAGAACACAGAGCAGCGACUGGAUGACUUUGAGAAAAUCCUGGAAAUGCAGUUUGAAGGAGAGAAUAUUCCAAGUACCUUGGAGCACGAUGUUCUCUUCUGGUUUGGAGAUCUAAACUUCCGGAUAGCAGACUACGGCAUCCACUUUGUGCGGGAAUCCAUCAACAACAAGCGUUACAGUCUGCUCUGGGAAAAGGACCAGUUAAAUAUGGCAAAAAAGACAGAAGCAUUUCUUAAGGAAUUCAUAGAGGGUCCUCUGCAGUUUAAGCCCACCUACAAGUUUGACCUUUACUCGGAUGUGUAUGAUACAAGUGAGAAGAAACGAAAGCCAGCGUGGACUGAUAGGAUUCUUUGGAGAGUGAAACAUCUCUGCCAGAAUGCAUCAAAAGAAGGCGAAUUCUCUGAAGAAGAGCAGACAAUUUUUGUUACUUUGAAUAACUAUGUCAGCCACAUGAGCUAUGGCAUCAGCGACCACAAACCUGUUACAGGAACAUUCGGGCUCGAGUUGAAGCCUCUUGUCUCAGUCCCUUUGGUGGUGCUGAAUCCUGAGGGCGAGUGGAGUGCAGAACAUGAUGUCAUCAUCCGCUACUCCGCAGUGCCUGAAUUCCCCAGCAGUGCUUGGGACUGGAUUGGGCUCUUCAAGGUGACUUUCAAGCAUACCAAUGAUUAUGUUACCUAUGCUUGGGUAGAAGAUGAUGAAAUCUCUUCUGACAAGGACAGUAAACAAGUUUACAUGAGUGCUACAGAAAUACCUACUAUGGGAGGAGAAUUUUUGCUGUGUUAUUAUAGCAAUAACUUGCAGUCAAUAGUUGGGAUCAGCGAGCCUUUUCGGAUUCAGCCCAGCAAAACUUCAACAGAAAAGGAUUUGGCACAGGGAGAGAACAGCUGGAUGCAGCAACCUGACAAUCUGGAAUCACGUGAUGAGUCUGAAGACAGGAAGGGCAUUUAGUGGUCCUGAUUCAGGAGUCAGAUGAUUCUUUAUGUCUUAGUGAUUGUAAGCUUUUACUCUUAGAAGAUGGAGUAAGACAGGUAGGAUUGUUCAGAAACUUUGUAAGCUCGUAGAAGAUAAUUUAUUGUGGAAACAGAUAUUUUUAUUAUGGGGAGAGUAACUCUCUUGCACUGGAUGAGAACUGUAAAAAUAGCACUUAAUGAAUGCUGUAUGUUUUAAGGUGAUAGACAUUUCUAAUGCAGUGAUUUAACCUAAGGAAGUUGCCAUGUUUAGUAGGUUUUUAGGCUCGUUCCCUUUUUUUGUAGAGGAUAUUUUAUUCACGAUGCAAUAUUUCCUAUGCUGUAACCACUUAAUAAUUGAUUUCCACAUUUUGAGUUUAAAUGAAGUUAUUUUAAAAAAAUAUUUAUUAGAUACGGCCAGUUAGCUUGUUUGGAAAUUUUAUUUGACUUUCAAAUGUAAGCUAAUUACCUUUUGGGAAACAUGUGUGACAACAGGUCACAUGAAAACAAAAUCUUUGUGUAAAGUCUCCUUUGGUAGAUCCUUUUCUUCAUGCCUUACUGAGAACUCUUUGUAGGAUUUUCCAUUUCUAAUUUUUCCAAAUUGAAAUACAUUUAUCAAAAUGCACUAUUCCUGAUUUUUUUUUUAAAUUCUUCUUUUAUAAAACAAUUAAGCAAUUUGCCUAUUGCCUUUCUCCCCCUCAUUAAAAAAAGUAAAAUAACACCAUUUUUAUACCAGUCCCUGGCUUGGAGUUGACCAGGAUCCCACAAUUUCUGAAAGAAAUGCUUUAGCAUAGGUGAGGAGCCCAUGACUGAUGAAGAAUUUGGCAUAAUCUGUGCUAUAAAAAUCGUAAAUCUCUUCCAUUUAUAGCAAUCAGUCUUAAAAAUUUCUGGUUUUCUAAUGGUGCUUAGACCUUAAUAUAUCCUGUGCACUUGAGGGUGGAGAUGGAAUGAAAAAACUUCAUGUACCUUUGGGAACCUGAAAGGUAGUUAGCUUCAGAAAUGGUUUUGUUCUUGAUGAGGAAAUGGAGAUAUUUGGAAAGGAUAGGAAGAGGCACCAACAUUCCACAGAAUGUGAGACCGCAGUGCUGGACAAGAGCACUGGUGAGUCUCCCGUGUUACAGAUCCAAAGCUUGCAGCUACCUGCCAUGCAUGGUAAGUAGAGUCAGUCACUAACCACUGUCCUGGUGGUUAGGGGUGGAAAAGAGCAAAUUUGGUUCAAGUGGAAGAGCAAAGGAUGUUGGUGUGUUCAUGCUGGAAUGCUGCUUCAGGAAGGAAUCGAUUCCUUUUUGCUCUUUUUCUCAAAGCCUUAUUUUUUUUCAGGGUUGUUUUGAGAUAGGAAGUUAGCACCUCGAUGAGGAUGGUUGUUUUGCAGUUACUUGCUUGUAUCAUUCACUGUAUAAAAUCUUUUGAGGGCCAGGUGUCUUUGUAUGCUGUGGAAGCUCGAAUAGGUUAUCUGCUUAGGUAGUUGCAGUGGGGUUUAGGAACACUUGGCCUCUGUAGGUUUUAGACAUACUCAGCUUAAAGCUUGGUGUUGGGAACCGCUCCCUGUCGUGAGUAGCAGGUUCAGAGGAUACUUGUGUUGGUUGCAUGGAUUAACACUGCCUUGAGGUUUACAGUUUGUACAUUCCUGUUACAAUUUGGAACCAUAUUAGAAACAGUUUUCACAUUUGUACCGGGCUGGCAACAAUUUGUUUUGCACUGAAUCUUUCAGGUGUGUGACUUCUCAUGGCAAUUAGGGCAUCAGACAAAUCCCUGUCGAAUUGCAAUAACUCCUGCAGUUCUCGAGUUGUCCUCUGUUCCUGAUUUCAUUUGUGUAACCAUUGCCAUACUCCACACAAGGAGAUUCUGUGGAGAGCCCAAAGAACAGUGGUCUGUGAAUUGCAGACCACAGCUGGUGAUUUACUGUGGACCAAGAUCCAGUUUCCUCCAAGCAGGGUGCGUGUGCUGUUCAGGAGCGGCGCAGAGGGGGAGCCACGCGGCCCCUCUGCUGGGGAGAGACACUCGGGAGCCUUCCUGUUGUGUGGGAGCUGAUAAACCCUCUGUCACUGGACACAGGAGCUGCAUUUUGUAAACUAAUCCUUUGAACCACAGGACUUCACUGCAAAUGCCCACGGCAGCUGGGGUUGGGACUGCUUGUUCGUAGGAUGCUGCACAGAACUGUACUUCUUUCUUCAGUAUUAUGCACACAGAGGCACUUUUGUUUACUACUGUUACCUAUGGUAGCUUUUCAAACUAUUCCAUGACCUGUAAUGAUGCAAUUUCUGAUGAAAUUUAUCUUUCUUAAGACACCUUUAAUUGGAUGUUAUAAUCACUGGAAAUGUUUUUAUACUCAUGUGUUUUCUUCUCCUGUACCUCUGAAAUAAAUCCUGGCAGUGAAGUGUU
This is a messenger RNA of Empidonax traillii (willow flycatcher), 4204 nucleotides long. It is a transcript of the gene INPP5K, whose product is annotated as inositol polyphosphate-5-phosphatase K. Lineage: Eukaryota; Metazoa; Chordata; Aves; Passeriformes; Tyrannidae. Gene Ontology annotation, biological process: negative regulation of insulin receptor signaling pathway; phosphatidylinositol dephosphorylation; negative regulation of phosphatidylinositol 3-kinase/protein kinase B signal transduction. Gene Ontology annotation, molecular function: inositol bisphosphate phosphatase activity; phosphatidylinositol-3,4,5-trisphosphate 5-phosphatase activity; phosphatidylinositol-4,5-bisphosphate 5-phosphatase activity. The coding region runs from base 132 to 1823 and encodes 563 amino acids. The transcript has 13 exons. The record is from RefSeq and is a predicted model, not a curated record. Gene Ontology annotation, cellular component: endoplasmic reticulum; cytoplasm; ruffle.